Molecule: messenger RNA, 1338 nt
Organism: Lycium ferocissimum
Lineage: Eukaryota; Viridiplantae; Streptophyta; Magnoliopsida; Solanales; Solanaceae
Product: mRNA 3'-end-processing protein YTH1-like
Exons: 2
Coding region: 753-1169 (138 amino acids)
Molecular function (GO): zinc ion binding; nucleic acid binding
Source: RefSeq, a predicted model, not a curated record
AUGGUAUCCGAGGUGGAGCAAAAAAAACCCUACCAGCCGUAACUAUGUCAGGAACUUCAGCCACCACCAACGCUGCCACCACUGAUGACAUUGUGUCUGCUGUUUCAGAAUUACCAUUUCCAUCACCAGCGUUUAACCCCACCCACCAACUCCCAAUCAAACUGACUUCAACAAACUUCUUACUCUGGCGAACACAGUUUAUGCCUAUGAUUCGUGGUUGUGGAUUAGAGCAUCAUCUUGAUGGCUCUCAACCAACUCCGGCAAAACUUCUUGGUGAAAAUCAAUUGAAUCCUGCAUAGUAUAAUUGGGUACGACAGGAUCAAAUGGUUUUAAGUUGGAUUAUGGCCUCUGUUUCAGAGAGUGUUUUACCACAAAUAGUAGGCCCCGAGAUGGGUCGUGCGGCCUGGGAAAAAUUGACUUCGGCGUAUGCUACGGCAUCGAAGUCAAAGAUUCGUGAAUUGAAAAAUUAGUUGUAUACUAUUCGUCAUGGAUUUGAUUCGAUUGAGACGUAUGUCCAGAAAGCCAAGAGUAUAGCGGAUCAACUUGCAGCCUUACAACAUCCUGUUAAUGAUGAUGAUCUUGUUGAGUAUGUUAAAAGUGGCUUGGGUGCGUCCUAUCGCCCUUUUACAAGAUCGCUUGAUGCUACGCAAAAUGCUAUAUCUUUUGACACCUUGUCCGGCCUACUUUUGACGGAAGAAAGACAAUUGCAGCAUGAAGAAUCGGCUACAAUUGCACCAACAGCUCACUAUGGAAUGGCUCAACCUCAGCGUGGGCGAGGUCGGGGACGUGGUAAUCGAGGAUGUGGCAGGGGUGGCUUCUUUAAUUCUCAAACUUCUGCCCCGAAUAACCAACUUCACAUUCCAGCCACUCAAGCAGCACCAUUGGAUACUUCUACCAUCACUUGUUAUAAUUGUGGAGGCCUCGGACAUGUGUCUCGUGUUUGCCCUUCACCAAAGACUGGGAAUGCUAAUCGUGGUGUCACUAGACCAUCCUCCAACCUUGCUAGCACCUCUUCACAAUAUACUCAACCAUGGCUUGUGGAUAGUGGCACCACACACCAUCUUACUGCUAAUCUUGACAACCUUGCUAUUCAAUCUGAAUAUCAAGGUUCUGAAGAAGUUGUACUAGGAUUUGGUAACGAGGGCUCCAGUGUUCGAAGGCCCGAAUAAAGAUGGUCUAUAUCACUUUCCACUGGCGCUGUUGCAGUCUCCUAUCCAGUCAUACUCUGCAAAUUUGAGCACGUGUCAUGCUCGGCUUGGACACGCUUCUCCUUCAACAGGUCAUCAUUUAGUAUCUAGUAAUAGUUUAGGUUCUGAUAGUGCUAGUGGUCGUAGUUCA